This is a messenger RNA of Leguminivora glycinivorella, 1861 nucleotides long. Its product is annotated as U3 small nucleolar ribonucleoprotein protein MPP10. The transcript has a single exon. Gene Ontology annotation, cellular component: nucleus; sno(s)RNA-containing ribonucleoprotein complex; small-subunit processome. Lineage: Eukaryota; Metazoa; Arthropoda; Insecta; Lepidoptera; Tortricidae. The coding region runs from base 95 to 1798 and encodes 567 amino acids. The record is from RefSeq and is a predicted model, not a curated record. Gene Ontology annotation, biological process: rRNA processing.
CCGCAUGUGGUUUUGUUGUAAAUAUAAAAAGUUUAGAUUUUGUAUAAAAAGUGAUUCCUAUCGAUAAAAGAGGCGAGCUAAUUUAUCCUUAAAAAUGGAGGAUAUCCUCGAAAAGUUCAACACGGUCACUGAAAAGCCUGUAAAGUUUUUAACCGUUCAAAAAGAUGUUAAAGAUGACAUCACGAGUUUGGUUAAAUCUCUUUACGACCUUACAAAAUCGGAAGAAAUUAGUGAUGGGAAGAAGAGAAAAGGCUCUGCUCUGCCUAAAUUGAUAGUUAAAGAUUUCGACGAAGAGCAGAUAUGGCAGCAAAUAGACCUGCAAAACACGCAGAGUUGGGAUCAACUCGUAUGGGACGUAGCCAACAGCAUGUCAACAAAGAAGGAUCUCACCUUCCCUGUGAAGAUUAAAGAAGAAGAAAAUGAGCCAGAAGAAGACGAAGAAGAUGAAGAAACGGAGACUAAGGAUCAAUCUGAGGCAGAAGAAGAAGAAAUGGUAGUUAAACCUAAACCUAAAAAGUCUCAGAAGUCUAAUCUAAACAAGAAGACCAAAAGUUCAAUAGUUGAUGACAAAUUCUUCAAACUGAAUGAAAUGGAGCAGUUCCUUCUUCAGGAAGAAAAGGAGAAGAAAGCAGCUUCUGACUCGGAAGACUCCAUUGACUUAUUUGAAGAUGUGGAUGGUGAAUCUGGUGAUGAGGGUGGUCAAGGCAUGUAUAAUGACUUCUUUGAUGGUGAUGAUGAUGGUAACGAUGAUAAUGACCAAGAUGAUAGUGGAAAUGAUGAAGAGAGAGACCUUGAAGAGGAAUCUGAAGUAAAAGAUAAAAAGUCAAAGAAUAAGGACAAAAAAGUCAGAUUUGCUGCUAUGGAAGAUAGCGAGUCUGAUGAUGGAGAUUCUGUUGAAAAUGAUGAGCCAACUAAAAAGGAUAACAAUAUAGAUGAGCAUAAGUCAGAUUUUGAGCAUAGACAAGAUCGCUUGAAGCAAACUAUAAAUAGACUCGAAGAAAAGAUGCUUAAAGAAGCACCCUGGCAGUUAAAAGGAGAAGUAGAUGCUAUAAAAAGACCACAAAACUCUUUACUAGAGGAGGUAGUUGAUUUUGAUUUAACUUCUCGUCCACCACCUAUCAUUACGGAACAAACCACAGUUACCCUCGAAGAUAUCAUUAGACAAAGAAUCAAAGAUAAAGCAUGGGAUGAUGUUGAAAAGAAAGAAAAACCGGUUGAUGACCAGCUACAGUUCCGUAAAACGGAAAUCAUUGACCAGUCAAAGAGCAAACUCAGUCUUGCUCAGGUUUACGAAGCAGAAUAUUUGAAGCAGAAGCAAGCAGCGUCAGGAGAGAAGGAGGAAGAGGAGGAACCGGAAGCGCAUAAAGAGGUUAAAGAAGCUAUGAAGAAAUUGUUCGCUAAACUUGAUGCUCUCUGCCAUUAUCACUACACACCUAGAGCUCCACAAGCGGAAGUUAAGAUUGUUAGUAACACUCCAGCUAUAUCUAUGGAAGAGGUUGCACCGGUAGCUACCAGUGAUGCAGCAUUACUAGCUCCGGAGGAAGUCAAGAAGAAGCAUAGAGGCGAGUUGAUUAGUAAAGAUGAGAGGAGCACAACCGACAAGAAGAGGGAACGAAGGAAGAAAAAGCAACAGCAGCGUAAGAAGGGUACCGUUGCCAAGGUUACGGAACAUAGGAAUACUACAAAGGGAGUGGAAGCGAAUGAUAAAUCUUUGAAGACAUCUAAGGCGUUCUUCCAGCAGUUGAAUGAUGAAGCAACUAGUAUAAUUAAGAAAAAACGUAAAAAUAAAGGACAAUGAUGAGUGUUUGUUAGAUAAUUUGUAUUUGUAUUAAAUGUGAAAGACUAUGUCUUGUUGAUAAUA